Molecule: messenger RNA, 955 nt
Organism: Triticum dicoccoides
Lineage: Eukaryota; Viridiplantae; Streptophyta; Magnoliopsida; Poales; Poaceae
Exons: 3
Coding region: 28-774 (248 amino acids)
Source: RefSeq, a predicted model, not a curated record
UGCAAGCAUGCAUUCAAAGUCUUCAAUAUGAAUGAUGUUUUCAUUUUGCCGCCACAAUAUAUACUAGGAAGAUGGACAAAAUAUGCGAAAAGAGGAUUUUAUGUUGAAAAACAAGGAUCCGAGGAGGAAAGUUUGAAAACACAAGCUGCACGUAUCUCAAGGAAGGCUACAUCAGUUGCAUUGAAGUGUACACGGUCAAAACAACUUCUUGAUGAUUUCGAGAAAGCUAUACAUAAGUUAGACUUGGAAGCAGAUAACACUCUUAGCAAGAUGGAGGAAAAAUCCAGCGAGGUUCCGCUAGUUUCGGCUGAGUGUGCUACAAACACAAUAAAUGGUACAAUAUCAUUCAGAGUUCCUCAGGUGGUGAAAGGCGCAAAGCGUAAACGGGCAACCAUCGGCCUCGAAAAAAAGAAAGGGAAGAAAAAUAAAAGUGCUAAAAAGAAAGGAGAAGAUCGAAAAAAUGCAGUACAAAACAGGGAUGGAGGCAUUGAUCCGAAGGAAUUGAUGGAUGUGAAUGCUGGUAGUAUUGAGAUUACUAAUACCAUGCCAAAAUUUUCAAAUAAUGUCUAUGGGCGAUCUUCGAUCAUGGCUGCACCGUUGAUCCAAGGCGGAUACGCUACUGCCACAAUGCUAAACUUUGCAAAUGAUGUGUAUGGGCAACCUUCAACCAUGUCAGCUCCUUCCAUCCAAGGCGGAUUUACAAGUCUUUUACUUGGGGUUGAGCAGGAUGCCACAUUGUCGUCAGCUGCUAGAAAGUUACCUUUUGAUGAUUAGUAUUACGCGCACCCUAUAAGGAGUACAAUUUUUUUUAUGUCAUUUGGUGUAUCUAUGAAUUAUAAUUGAUGCACUGCAGUACACUGAAUUUUGUCAUCAUCUCUGGAUUUCUGCGAGAUUACAUUGAUUAUGCGACAGAAUGUGUAAAGUGUUAAAUCUUUGAGGCCGAGCACCUGCGGAA